AUGUCCAACCGCUAUCAGGUCAGCAUGGAGCCGUACUUUGUGGAGGAAGCGCAAGAGCUCCGCAAGGAGCAGCUCCGCAAACUCCGGGAGAAGCGCAAGCGUCGGCGGUACAUCGGGCUCUUCUGCUGCAUCACCAUCUUUGUGGUCGGUGCCGUAUGCGCCGUCCCCAUUGUCUAUGUGUCGCGCCCACCAGCGUCGCCCAAUGACAGUGAUACCGGCGCAACUGCCACCAACCAAACCUCCAACAGAGAGGCAGCUAUCCAGAACCAACCGCAAUGCGCGCAAACUUGUGAAGAGCACAUCCACGAGUGCGUCGGCAUGGGAGGAUUGCACGUUCAUAACAGCAGAUGUCAACUGCAAUGUGACCGUCACCACGCAGACCUUGACUUCAUCUUCAUCGUCAAGCACGGCCUCGACGUCCACAAGCAGUUCGAGCACGUUGACAAGCACAAGCACCUCCAGCAGCACAGGCACGCUCACUGCGACAGCAAUGCCAGCGGUGACAAUAGCCACGAGUACAAACACGAAAACGACAGCCACGACGACCACAAUGGCAACCACCACCACGUCCACGAGCACAAGCACGGAGAGCACGGCAACGACAACGACGACAAGUCAAAGAAAGACAGUAUCGAUGCCUGCUCCAACAACAGCACCGCAUCGACAACUGCAAGCUCCACCACAGCAACGUCUGUCCCUUCGACAACACUGACAACAGGCGCGACCACAGCCACAGGCAACGCGACAAACACGAACGACAACAACCGGUACAAGGACAAGAACGACAACGAAGGCAAUGGCGGCACCAACCCAAACAGCAACGACGACAAGUCAAAGAAAGACAGCCUCUCGACGACAGCUGUAACAACUGCGGCAGCCACUCCCGGCAAGGGGUGA
This is a messenger RNA of Salpingoeca rosetta, 897 nucleotides long. RefSeq lists its product as uncharacterized. NCBI's taxonomy places the organism in Eukaryota, Choanoflagellata, Craspedida, Salpingoecidae. Bases 1 to 897 code for a protein of 298 amino acids. The record is from RefSeq and is a predicted model, not a curated record. The transcript is spliced from 3 exons.